AUGGAGGAACUUAAGAGUUCACAUAAUGAGUUACAGACUUGUAUGCAUGAAAUUGAAGAAGCAGUGUGCUUCGUUUCCGGAAUGCACAGAUACGAGAAUUACCCAUUAUAUAAAGAACGCUGGAAUUUUCUCUACUAUGGAAUAGGGAACAUAUUACUUAAUAAUGAAGAGACGAAGGGGAAAUUUAAGGAACUCCUAUGUGAAAUUUGGCAAAAAAUAAAAUCCUCAUAUGAGAGCAACGGGUGCAAUAUUACUUGUAAACCAAUAGACAAAAACAUUUUCCUCCAUAAGAAAACCAUAUUCGAUUUCUCUCAUAACUAUAACACUAUAAAAGGUUACUUAGGGGAAUAUUGGCAUGAUUGUGAAAAGGGGUGGACCCCUCACAAGGAGGAAAUUACUGAAGCAUGCAAAGCUGUGCAACAACACUGUGAGCCGGAUAGGGCACGUAAAAAUACGGCUGAUCCAUAUUGUACUGGUCCCUAUAUGGAUUAUACACACUACUGUAAGAUGCAUCUACAAACAUUAAAGUGUAGGUCACAAACUGAAAUAGAAGAAAUAAAACGUCAGGCAUGUUUCCAUGUAGAAGAUCCUUUACAGAAGGAACUCGAGCAAAAGUCAAAUCUUCUGCGCGAAGCAGAAGCAAACAUACGUUCCGCCACCACCACAUCUUCCAUCUCCUCUAUAAUCGGAACACUAGGAUUAACGGUAGCUCCUUACGUACUAUAUAAGUAUAAACCAUGGUCUUCUUGGUUUGGUAACCAUUCCUCUAGAGGAGGAAGAGGAACAAGGAAGAAAAUAUCCACCGUACGCAACAUUGAUGCGUUAACGGAAGACAGCUCAACAAUAGGUGCUUCCACAACAGAGGACGAUUCCAUAUUGGGCUGGGCACCAGAAAGUUCUACAGUGAGCUCUUCUGCAUACACAAGACAGUCUACCAGGGGAGAAGGAAGGACGUCCGCUAGAAGAACAAAUAAUAGUACGCAGGGUCGCCCAAAUAUAGGUUACCAAAACAUAUUGAAUAAGCACAUAAGGAAAGAAUACUCCCAAAGUGGAUGCGGAAAAAGGUCGUGA
Molecule: messenger RNA, 1071 nt
Organism: Plasmodium coatneyi
Lineage: Eukaryota; Apicomplexa; Aconoidasida; Haemosporida; Plasmodiidae
Product: KIR-like protein
Exons: 3
Coding region: 1-1071 (356 amino acids)
Source: RefSeq, a predicted model, not a curated record